CGCCGGUGAAGGCGCUUCGAUCAGGUGAUUAGGUGAUAUACGGACACGUCGAAUUGAUAAAACGUGCAAGACGGCACGAAUUUGCUGGCGCAAUCACACCACCCGGGCAUCCAUAUCCUUAGCCUGGUCGGCUACGCGAACCGCUUCUUUGGCGCGAUUGUUCCCGGGGGUGGAUAUGAGUCCCGUGAUACAGAUGCUCUCGCACCCACAACACCUGCUGCGAAAUCCAGCUGCCGACGUCUUCGCACGCUGCUCCACGGCGCUAAAAGAAUCAGCGCCAUGGGCGAUAGUCGCAGCCAUCUUCCACUGGCUCACUAGCACCAUCCAAGCCAUCCUCCACGGCGCACUCGUGGCCGCCACGAUUGUACUAGCAGCGCUGCUGCUCUCCGCCACCGCACGCACACUCCUCAAGCUGCACCGUCUCCACCAGCCCGUCCGGCAGCAACGCGCACUGCGCGCACAGCGCCAGGGGCUCGCAGCCGAAAACAGAGCGCGCUGCGUCGCCGCCGCACGCCGCGAGCAGACCUACCAAGCGGUCCUCGAGCGCGAGCGUGAAAUCCAGCGCCAGCAGGCCGCUCAGCAAGCCCGCCACCGCGCCGCCGCUCAAGAACUCCAGCGCCAACGCCAGCACGCAGCGCAGCAGGCCCGCCACCGCGCCGCCGCCGACCACCUCGCGUACAUGCAGUGGCGGGCGCGUACCGAAGCGCUGCUCAGCGCCCGCGAGACAAUGACGCGCUUCCCCGCGCCGCCGUUCUGGCCGUGCGCACGCGCAUGUCGGCCGCUCGGUGCGCUGGGCGCGUGUCCGCACUCGCUUGAGCGCCUGUACCGGGCGGCGGGCGGGAGCUUCGAGGAGCUGCUGAAAGCUGAGAAGCGCAGAUGGCAUCCGGAUCGUUUCGAGAGGUGUCCGGUGGCGGGGCGGGAGGGCAUCAAGGAGAUGGCGCAGGGCAUGUUUGUGCUUGUUCAGGGGCUGUUGGGGGAGUAGGGGGGUGGGGGUGGGGGUUGGUGAAUAGUCGUUUUACCGUCCUGCUAUGAGGUACAAAAGGAUUUGAAAACUGCAUCUUUGUCGAAUUGGUCUGAUGCUCGCUGGUGUGCGUGACUACGUGUUUCUGGGCUCGUUGGCGUGCGGUGGUGUUCAAGACGGGCGUGUUGGGAAGACAGUCUACGUGUGUCCGCCAUUGGUGCGGUUGAAGGGUCUAAAACCCCACCGUACACGUCG
This is a messenger RNA of Boeremia exigua, 1216 nucleotides long. RefSeq lists its product as uncharacterized. NCBI's taxonomy places the organism in Eukaryota, Fungi, Ascomycota, Dothideomycetes, Pleosporales, Didymellaceae. The transcript has a single exon. Bases 176 to 982 code for a protein of 268 amino acids. The record is from RefSeq and is a predicted model, not a curated record.